AUGAAUGAGCUGAACAUAAAGCUACAAGGGAAAGAUCAGUGUGUCCAUGAUAUGUACACAAACGUCAGAGCCUUCAAAACCAAGCUCGCCUUAUUCUCGAAGCAAAUGUCAAACACGUCAUUUGCUCCUUUCCCCACACUGGCGACACUAAAAGAGGCCCCUCGACAUGUGAAAAAAUAUAGGAAAUCACUGAAUGACCUGCAUGGAGAAUUCUGCCGUCGGUUAUCUGAUUUUGGAAAAAUUGACAAGUCACUUCAGCUGGUUUCAUGUCCCUUCACACAAGAUCCUGAAACAGUGCCAGGAGAGUUGCAGUUGGAACUGAUUGAUCUCCAAUGUGACGCUGUUAUGAAGGAGAAGUUCAACUCAUUAAGAGCAGCCAAAUUUCCAAACAUCCAGAAGAUGGCACAGAGGAUGCUGGUGUUGUUUGCCUCUACUUAUGUAUGUGAACUUUUAGUGUGA
Molecule: messenger RNA, 459 nt
Organism: Penaeus chinensis
Lineage: Eukaryota; Metazoa; Arthropoda; Malacostraca; Decapoda; Penaeidae
Product: general transcription factor II-I repeat domain-containing protein 2-like
Exons: 1
Coding region: 1-459 (152 amino acids)
Source: RefSeq, a predicted model, not a curated record